Molecule: messenger RNA, 352 nt
Organism: Oxyura jamaicensis (ruddy duck)
Lineage: Eukaryota; Metazoa; Chordata; Aves; Anseriformes; Anatidae
Gene: XAB2
Product: XPA binding protein 2
Exons: 2
Source: RefSeq, a predicted model, not a curated record
GUGACACAGUGCCAUGGUGACACGGUGCCAUGGUGACACGGUGCCAUGGUGACGCGGUGCCAUGGUGACACGGUGACACGGUGACGUGGUGCCACGGUGACACGGUGACACGGUGACAUGGUGUGCGCAGUGUCGGACCUGGCGCCGGGGCAGAGCGGGCUGGACGACAUGAAGCUGCUGGAGCAGCGCGCCGAGCAGCUGGCGGCCGAGGCGCAGCGCGACGCCCCCCGCCCCAAGGACAGGGUGCUCUUCGUCAGGGCCGAGGGCCCGCGGGAGGCCUUGGCCGCGCUGUCCCAGCAGGGGAACCCCGACGAGAUCGACCUGGGGGACGAGGACGAGCCCGAGCCCGACG